AUGGAACGAGAGGUGGACUGCCAAACCGACUCGGCUGACCUAUCGGAAGAAAUAACCAUUUCGGAAAAGCUGAAUAGCAUCCUGGUGGCCUAUGCGAAAAAUAUGAUACUUCACAAUCCAGCCGAGUCCUCUGAAGAUGAGCAUGCAAUUAAGAAAAAAAUAUACGAAUGGUCAAGGGAGUACUUUCAAAAGUUAUAUGAUGAAAAUGGGGGGGACGCAAACAAUGCAGAUGACGGUGGCUCGCAGACCGAGUCGAGUGCUACUCGUACUGGUGGUCAUUCGGUGAAGGAUCAAAUUAAAAAGGAGAUGGAACGGGGGGAUGGCAUCCUUUAUGACUUGGUAUUUAGUGCUGGAGAGGAAGUCCUUCAGCUCGGAGCGAGACAACCACGCAAAGUCAUUUAUAUACUCAUUGUUGGGCAGAUCCAAGUUGACGCCAUGGUUCAG
Molecule: messenger RNA, 444 nt
Organism: Plasmodium cynomolgi strain B
Lineage: Eukaryota; Apicomplexa; Aconoidasida; Haemosporida; Plasmodiidae
Exons: 2
Source: RefSeq, a predicted model, not a curated record